GGGGGCGCACAUCCGCUGAGAAAGUCAGGCUAGGAAACUGACACGUAAUGUUAAUAAGUACGAUACGAAAAGACAGGUACAGGCGGGGUGCAGAGGAUGGCCAAUGAUUGGUUGCGUGUUUGCUGGUUAGUACUUUUGCCUUUGCUACAAGCUGCAGCAAAACGUGAUCAAGCUCUUUAUUGUGGAGCAUGCAAGGCACUCAUUGAUGAGCUGGAGUAUGCCAUUACAGAGGUGGAAUCCCAUAAAAUGAUUGAUGUAGGAAGUUUCCGCAUAAAUCCUGAUGGAACACAGACUCAGGAAAAGGUACCAUAUGCAGGCUCUGAAGUGCACUUAAUCGAGUUGUUUGAGGAAAUCUGUGAGAAAAUGAAAGAUUAUGCUUUGAGCACUGACCCAGUAACACAAAAACGAACUUACGUAAGAUUCAAUCAAAGAAAAGGAGAGGAUGGAUUAGAACUCAAGAAUAUCAGUAUUGAUGGGGAAACAUCUAAACAAUUAAAAUAUGCGUGUCAAAAUGUAAUUGAGGAUCACGAAGAGGAAAUAUUGGAAGUUUUUCGAGACAAGAAACCCAAUAAGUCACAUCAUGUAUGCAGUGUUAUGUCAGAGCUUUGUUCAGAUAAUGGAGAACAUGAUGAGCUAUGACUCAUGAGGCAGAUGCAUUGCUUUAGAAUAGAUUUUUUAAUCAAAAAAGGUCGAUAUACUCCAUACAUAAGUUAUGCAAACACUGGUCUCCCUCUAAUUGCAGUCUAAUGAAAGACCACCUCCAAUUAAAGACCACUUUUCCGCACCCCUAAAUGAAUGCCUAUCUUAUAUAUUUUUAUAACAUUUUUUUUCUAAUUAAAAUCCAAAGCUGCUAAAGACCAUGACAAUCUCCGGUCCCUAAAGGAGACCUGUAUAGAAUAGGUUUAUUCAACUGGUUCAUUUUGUUGACUACGAUUUUUCGGUGAGUACUAUUUUCAUCCGACUGGUUCGUAAAACAGACUCCGUUGACAAUAAAAUUAACGUAAACCAGAAUGCAUUAAGGGUUAAGUUAUCCACGUGACCAAAACAAACAUGGCCGAUUGGUCAGUAUAGAAACAAUGUUAGCGUUAAUAUAAGUCAGAUUACAUUUCUGAAAGUAAAAAUUUUGAUAUUUACCAACAUGAAGUCAAAAAUGGUGGCUUAGUUAGGGGGGUCAAGGGGGCACAUGCCCCGGGCGCCAGGUUUGAGGGGGCGCUGAAAUGGGAGAAUGAGAGUAAAAAAGUAAGCACUUUUUAGAAAAAGAUGACGAAAUUUAUUUAUUUAAAUUUGUCAGGCAUGAAUGUUUUCCAGUUAAUAAUAAGAAUCUGAAUGUAGUUGUU
Messenger RNA from Anneissia japonica, 1337 nucleotides. RefSeq names its product protein canopy homolog 2-like. Gene Ontology annotation, cellular component: endoplasmic reticulum. NCBI's taxonomy places the organism in Eukaryota, Metazoa, Echinodermata, Crinoidea, Comatulida, Comatulidae. Bases 97 to 639 code for a protein of 180 amino acids. The record is from RefSeq and is a predicted model, not a curated record. The transcript has 6 exons.